Aspergillus welwitschiae is the source of this 1758-nucleotide messenger RNA. Its product is annotated as kinase-like domain-containing protein. The transcript has 6 exons. Gene Ontology annotation, molecular function: ATP binding; protein binding; protein kinase activity. The coding region runs from base 1 to 1683 and encodes 560 amino acids. Gene Ontology annotation, biological process: protein phosphorylation. The record is from RefSeq and is a predicted model, not a curated record. Lineage: Eukaryota; Fungi; Ascomycota; Eurotiomycetes; Eurotiales; Aspergillaceae.
AUGUCCUGGUCUCAGACCCCCGAUGCUGUUGGGAUAUUAUCUAGAUGGGAUCCAGAGACCGGUCGAGCGGACGAGCAGCUGAUCAUCCGGAGCCACCAGACGGUAUAUGUCGGUAGAGACCCGGAUAAGUGUCAUUUCGUGCUGGAUAAUAAGUUCGUUUCUCGUCAACACCUCCGCAUAUAUACCAUUCUAUUCGACCAUGAGAACCCUGGAAGCAUUUUGCCAUUGGUUUACGCCGAGGACAUCUCCGAAAAUGGGGCUGUAUGGAACAUCUACCCCAUGUCAGGCAAGGGUGGAUUUCUCCUCAGUGAUGGCGACAUAAUCCAGCUGCCGGUGGGUAUAUUUCUCAGGUUCAGUUAUCAGAUGCAUGUGCAAGAACGCCUUGGUAUCGUCAUGACCAAAGAGAUCCAGUUUUUCAACAAUACGUACUGCGUCACACCACGUAGAUUGGGAUCUGGUGCUUACGGACAGGUGUACAUGGCCUACAAUUCUAUUAGUGGCCAGCAACUUGCUUGCAAAGUUAUAAACCUCCGACCUCUUAGGGGUGGCAUAAUUAGGGUAUCACGGGCAGGUGAUAAUGGGGACGACUAUGGCGAUCCAACCGUGCUGCAAAAAGCCGAUUUGGUCAAAAUGAAGUACGGGAAGAAGCUACUAGAGUCUGGCCGUGAAGCAAACCUUAGGAAAAGAUUGGAAGUUUCCAGCCGCGAGGCCCUAAUAUUGAAAGAUCUUUGCCAUCCCAACAUUAUCAGUCUCAAAAAAGUGAUACAAACUAGCUAUCAUGUUUAUCUCUUUCAGGAGCUGGUACCUGGUGGAGAUCUUUUCUCUUAUAUCCAGUACAAAGGGGGAAUGCUUACUAACAUCGAGGCUGCAGUUAUAGUUCGGCAACUACUGAUGGCAUUGGAUUACUUGCAUGGCCGGGAUAUAAUUCAUCGAGACCUGAAACCAGACAAUAUACUCAUGACAUCCUUGGAGGAUGGAUGCAGGGUUGUGCUAUCUGACUUUGGAUGCGCCACCCACAACACGGGGCGAAUGUCGACCAUGGUUGGCACAUUCGAAUAUAGUGCUCCAGAAGUUAUUUCUCCUCGUCAAGAGGGUUAUACCAAAGCAGCAGACAUGUGGUCGCUAGGUUGCGUAACAGCGGUCUUACUGACAGGUAGUACUUCGUGUGAUGGCUCAAUGGCAACGUACGCAAUUGACUUGGCUAAAAUCGGGGGUUAUGAGAAGUUGGAGGAGAGUCUGACCAGAAAAUUUGCACAUCCCCGAGCAAAAGACUUCAUUCAUCGCCUUCUCAGAAUCGUCGCAGAAGAGCGCCUGACCGCCAAGCAAGGGCUGCAACAUGCGUGGUUCAGCAAUCCAGUCCAUUCCUUCGAGUUUAAAGAACUUUACUAUCGAUCAAUUAGAAACUGGACUCCCUGCCUCCCCAAAGAGCCAAUAGUUGUGGAAAUCACCAGCUUGGAUUGCUUCAUCGACGAAAUGGUCGCUCGAGAAGCAGUCAGUAAUGAUCCAAACCUCGAGAGGAAUGGGGAUACUCAAAAUACGUCGCCUUCAAGUAUAGUAUUUGGGGGAGGUAGUCAACUUCCAGACGAGAUAUGGAGCCCCAGCUCGUCAGUCAGAAAUUUCUCCGGCCACGCGAUUGCUUCUCCUACUUUGUCGGAUCUCAACCUACCUUCAGUCGCAGUAUGACGGGUCACCAGUGAACGGGAAUUUCGCAGGACAUGGAAGGGCAUAUGCUAAAAAGUGAGGUUAGUCUCAACGAGC